UACAAGAAAAGUAGUCUGUACUGUUUGAUAUGUAAUUUUGGCAUCAUUUCUCCAUGACUCUGUUUAGUUGUGGAUUGAAUUUUUUUAAUACUUAAUUAUUCACUUUGGAUAAGCAGACCUCUAGAAGUGCAAGUGAAGUGCUGGGGAGUAUUAUGACAGGUUUUCUUCAAUCAAGUCACAAUAAUUGGAAACCUCCAAGUAGAGGAAGAAGAGUCAUUUUGUUUCAGGGCUCUAUAAAGUCUGUUAAAACUUCAUGCCGGAUCUCAUUUCCUGGGACAUCAUCAGGGAGAGGAGAAAGAGCACCUUCAAACUUUUUGAGGGACAAGAAGUUGGUUCCUGAUUCAGAUCCUCCUAGCACUAGUGAUGUCAACCUUUUAUAUCAAUUCUUUGAUCAAAGUAACAAGCUUAUGGUAUUAAUGGGGGCUGGAAUCAGUACAGAAUGUGGAAUUCCUGAUUAUAGAAGCCCCAAUGGUGCUUAUAGUUCUGGUUUCAAACCAAUUACCCAUCAGGAGUUUCUCCAAUCAAGUCGGGCCCACAGGCGGUAUUGGGCAAGGAGUUAUGCUGGAGGGAGACGGUUUACUGCAGCACAGCCUGGUGCGACUCAUAUUGCUUUAGCAUCUCUAGAGAAAGCUGGCCGGAUAAAUUUUAUGAUUACACAAAACGUUGACAGGCUGCACCAUCGUGCUGGUAGCAACCCACUUGAACUACAUGGGACUGUGUAUACUGUAGUUUGUCUAGAUUGUGGAUUUUCUUUUUGUCGGAAUUCAUUUCAAGAUCAAGUGAAGGAGCUCAAUCCAAAGUGGGCAGCAGCAAUUGAAAGUUUUGAUUAUGGAAACCCUGGUUCGGACAAGAGUUUUGGCAUGAAGCAAAGACCUGAUGGUGAUAUUGAAAUUGACGAAAAGUUUUGGGAAGAGGAUUUUCAUAUCCAUACUCGCCAAAAAUGCAAUGGUGUUCUCAAACCUGAUGUUAUUCUCUUUGGUGAUAAUGUUCCCAAGGAUAGAGCUGAUAAGGCAAUGGAAGCUGCAAAAGGAUGUGACGCAUUUCUUGUGUUAGGAUCAUCUCUGAUGACCAUGUCUGCUUUCCGGCUUCUCAGAGCUGCUCAUGAGGCAGGUGCAGCUACUGCGAUUGUGAACGUGGGUGUAACCCGGGCUGAUGAUAUUGUGCCCUUGAAGAUCAAUGCCCGAUUAGGAUAGAUCUUGCCAAGAGUGCUUGACAAGCAAUCAACAAACAAAAAACCACAAUUUUCUUCAGUAAGAACACUACCCCAAGUGUUAAGGAGGAAAUUCAGAAUUUGUUUGGUGCACAAGUCACGACAAAUUGUGAAAAAUACCUUGGCCACCUCCCUAUGGUUGGGGGAAAAUCUAAGGUGGAUACAUUUAAGGAUCUGCAGGAGCGGAUAACAAAAAGGGUGAUGGGGUGGAAGGAAAAAACAAUUUCUAAGGCAGGAAGGGAGGUGUUGAUAAAGACGGUGGCCCAAGCAAUACCCACUUAUUCUAUGAGUAUUUUUAAGCUCCCUAAGAAGGUGUGUGAUGAUAUUAAUUCGGUGUUGGCUUAAGUAUUGGUAGGGCCAAACUCGUAAUGAGAAAAAGAUACAUUGUAUAAACUGGAGUAAAUUGUGUAAUCCAAAGAAUAAGGGAGGUAUGGGUUUCCGAAAUAUCCACGCCUUCAAUCUAGCUAUGUUAGCCAAGCAGGCAUGGUGUUUGGUCACAGGUGCACAAUCUCUAUUUUAUGGAGUAUAUAAAGCUAGAUAUUUUCCCCGGUAUUUAUAAACUGGAGUAUAUAAAGCUAGAUGCAAGAUGGUUGAAACACACAGAAACAAAACAGGGACCAGAAGCUCAAUAAUGAGUUGCACCAGAUUAACAAGAUACUUACCAGAAAGAGAUGAAUUUUGGUGAGGGUGCCAACCACUAUGAAGAUGACCUGCAACCUGGAAGGAAAGAAGCUUCGAAUCUGAAAUUUGAUAGUUGUUCUAGUGUUUAAGAGAAGUUUUCGUUUGUAAUUUGAAAUUGGUGAUACUCUAAAUUUAAUUUAAUUUAAUUUU
Quercus robur (English oak) is the source of this 2041-nucleotide messenger RNA. Its product is annotated as NAD-dependent protein deacylase SRT2-like. The record is from RefSeq and is a predicted model, not a curated record. The coding region runs from base 153 to 1193 and encodes 346 amino acids. Gene Ontology annotation, molecular function: NAD-dependent protein lysine deacetylase activity; NAD+ binding. The transcript is spliced from 10 exons. Lineage: Eukaryota; Viridiplantae; Streptophyta; Magnoliopsida; Fagales; Fagaceae.